Molecule: messenger RNA, 1974 nt
Organism: Hibiscus syriacus
Lineage: Eukaryota; Viridiplantae; Streptophyta; Magnoliopsida; Malvales; Malvaceae
Product: COBRA-like protein 10
Exons: 2
Coding region: 1-1974 (657 amino acids)
Biological process (GO): cellulose microfibril organization
Cellular component (GO): membrane
Source: RefSeq, a predicted model, not a curated record
AUGAAAUUUUCAAGGAAAGUAGUGGCCUUGUUGUUGUGUCUGUUGAAUUCAAGAAAUCAUUUUUGUUUAUCCCAAGAAGAUGGUUCCGAUUCUCAUCCUACGCUUCCCAAGGGGCAGGAGAGUUGUAAAGGGAUAUUCAUUAUGUACAAUUUCAUCUCUCGGGAAAAAGAGUAUCCCCGUGAGAAGAAUGCAACAGCUCAAUCAUGGGCGUUCAACUCCAGCGUCACCAUAUUGAACAUGGGGACAACCGAGUUGAAGGCCUGGAAGAUCUUCAUUAAGUUUCAAUACCAGGAGAUAUUAGUCUCGGCAGACGGCGCCGUUUUAACGAACAGCGAGGAUUUCCCGGCUCCGGUCGGCAACGGAACUUACCUCUCAGGAUAUCCUCAAACGGAUCUCGAAACAUCGAUCGACACCGCCAAUGAUUUCCGAAAGAUCCAGGCGAAAGUUAAACUCAAAGGCACGCAGUUCGGUCUCAGGUCACCUAAGAAUCCAAUGCCUAAAACAAUCAAACUUGCAAAUGAUGGAUACAAAUGCCCUUCACCCACUCAUAAAAGUUCCUCAAUGUACUUAUGUUGUGUUAAGGACAAAAAGCUGAAAGCUAAUAAAACAAUAACAAAGUUCUUGCCGCGCCAAAAGGGUGACCUUCUGAUUGCAUACGACGUGACACGAGCGUUCGUAAACAACUACCUUGUGCUGGUCACGAUGGAGAACAAGAACGCAUUGGGGCGACUCGAUCAUUGGAACUUGACAUGGGAAUGGACGAGAGGUGAAUUUAUAGAAACACUCAAAGGUGCUUAUGUGCGUGAACUCGAUACUUCAAACUGUUUAAACGGUCAGGCAGGGGUUUACUACGAUCAAAUGGAUUUUUCCAACGUUUUGAACUGCCAGAAGAACCCCAUCAUUUUCGACUUACCGCCGGAGAAAGCGAACGACACGCAGAUGGGGAAGGUACCGUAUUGUUGCAAAAACGGUACCCUUUUGCCGACCACCAUGGAUGGAACCAAAUCAAAAGCAGCUUUCCAAAUGCAAGUGUAUAAACUUCCACCUGAUUUGAAUAGAACAGUUAUAUACCCUCCUCAAAAGUGGAAAAUUGUGGGUGUUCUUAAUCCGGAUUACAAAUGUGGGGCACCUAUAAGAGUUGAGCCUUUUAAGUUCCCUGAUCCAUCUGGUCUCGAGGCUGUAAAACCUGCAAUCGCGAGCUGGCAAAUUGUCUGCAACAUCUCGAGACCAACCACAGGUAACUUUAGAUGCUGCGUUACGUUCUCGGCUUACUACAAUAAGUCGGUCAUACCAUGCGACACUUGUGCCUGUGGAUGUGAAGAUACCACGCAAUGCAACCCGGAUAAAAGGGCAAUGCUUUUGCCACCCGAGGCCCUUCUCGUUCCAUUCCACAACAGGUCAGUAAAAGCCAAAGCUUGGGCUUCGAUUCACCAUUUCCGAAUCCCCAAGCCAUUGCCAUGUGGCGACAACUGUGGAGUCAGCAUAAACUGGCAUGUCUCUUCGGAUUAUAAACAAGGAUGGGCGGCUCGAAUGACACUUUUCAACUGGAGAAGAUUGAAUUUCGAGAACUGGUUCACUGCACUUCAGUUCAAGAAAGCUGGUUCUGGGUACGAAAGGAUGUACUCUUUCAAUGGAACGUUUCUCAGUAAACUCAACCACACUAUCUUCGUACAAGGGAUUGAAGGGAUGAAUUAUUUGAUUGGACUGACUAAUGGUUCCGAUCCAAAAGAAGAUCCCGAUGUGCCUGGGAAACUGCAAUCUGUAAUCACGUUUAAAAAGAAGGGGGUGCUGGAUAUUGCCAAAGGAUAUGGAUUUCCAUCGAGGGUGUAUUUCAAUGGUGAAGAAUGUGCUCUUCCUUCACGUAUUCCUUCAACUGGAAUCGGAUUCACUGUUAAUUUGUUUUUACUUUUUGUUUGCAAAAUUUUGAGCUUCUUGUUGAUAGGACGUGUCAAUUGUGGGUUGAGGGUUAAUUAA